Canis lupus familiaris (dog) is the source of this 1052-nucleotide messenger RNA. RefSeq names its product small integral membrane protein 33 (gene SMIM33). The coding region runs from base 358 to 768 and encodes 136 amino acids. The record is from RefSeq and is a predicted model, not a curated record. NCBI's taxonomy places the organism in Eukaryota, Metazoa, Chordata, Mammalia, Carnivora, Canidae. The transcript is spliced from 2 exons.
AUUUACUCCUAGAUCCGUAAAAAAUGUCUCAUCAUGGUAACCUUCUUAGAUAUGCCAGCAAAUAUACCCUUUAGCUCAUUUACACCUCAACACUACUAGAUGAAUGUUUCUAUGACUGUAUCACUAGGACUUACUUAGAACUCCAAACCUCAACAUUUAGAACACUUCUGUGCCAGUUUUGGCUUGAGUAUACCAACUACUCAACAAAGCAAUUCCCACUAUCAAAUUCAGUCUCUGUGUUUGGUAAAAGAGGAAGCUUUGGGUUCAGAAGGUUCAGGAUGGAGGUGCCUGGAGAAAGUAAGCAGGUGAGGAAGCAUCUGGGAAGGAAAUAAGGCAAGAGAACUUGGAAUCUCUGAGAUGGUUCGCAAGGAGAAGGAGGCUGGCCACCAUCCCUGGUCUUCUCCAGCUGUGAACAGCUCAGCAGGGCAGGAGCCACAGAAGCAACUCCCAGAGGUGCUUGGUGGGGCCUGGGGACCACCUCUAGGGGACGGGCUGCCCCUGCUCACCAUCAUUGUUGCUGCCUUUGUCCUGCUGGCAGUCUGUAUUGUGGUGGCUGUCCACUUUGGGCCAAGACUACAUCAGGGCCAUGCCACUCUCCCUACAGAGCCACAAGCCCUAAAGCCGGAGGACGGCAUCUACCUCAUCCACUGGCGAAUACUGGGUCCCCAAGACAAUCAUGAAGAUGCCCAGCAGGAACCUCCUGCCUCUGGCUCCUGCCUUGUGCCAGAUGGACCUAGGCUCAGCGUGGAUGAAGUCACUUAUCUGUAGGAGGGAGACUUUGAAAAGUUGGACUGACCUGUCUCAGAACAAGAAAACAGACAGAGAAUUAGGGCAAAAGCAAAUUAGGAUCUGGACAUCAGAGCUUUGGAAGCUCACACAUGGACUCAGCUGGAGCUGCUCUCUCUGCAGAGUAUUUAUAGAGAAAGCCCUGAUGUGGACAGGAGAAAUAAAAGAAGUGUGAAGGCUUUGCCUGGAAACAUGCUACUGUGAGCAUUCCCAGUGCCCAAAGCUGCCCUAACAAAGCUACUCCCUCCUUUUUAGGGACCAUCAGA